Messenger RNA from Anarrhichthys ocellatus (wolf-eel), 2073 nucleotides. It is a transcript of the gene nkiras1, whose product is annotated as NFKB inhibitor interacting Ras-like 1. The record is from RefSeq and is a predicted model, not a curated record. Gene Ontology annotation, molecular function: GTP binding; GTPase activity; GTPase activating protein binding. The transcript is spliced from 4 exons. Lineage: Eukaryota; Metazoa; Chordata; Actinopteri; Perciformes; Anarhichadidae. The coding region runs from base 106 to 684 and encodes 192 amino acids. Gene Ontology annotation, biological process: Ral protein signal transduction; negative regulation of canonical NF-kappaB signal transduction.
GUGCUUUGCAGAGCAGAAUGGACGCACUGGUUGUGAUGCUACGGUUAAAGACUUGAUAGACAGCAAGUUAUCCUCCUGAUUCAAUUUGUACCUUGUAGGCUCGAAAUGGGAAAAGGCUGUAAAGUUGUGGUGUGUGGCCAGGCAGCAGUUGGAAAAACUGCCAUACUGGAACAGCUGCUGUACGGAAACCACUCUGUAGGUUCCGAAUCCAGUGAGACCCAGGAGGAUGUGUACGUGGCCUCAGUGGAAACCGACCGCGGUGUGAAGGAACAGCUGAGGCUUUAUGACACCAAAGGCCUCCACGACGGGCAGGACCUCCCCAAACACUACUACUCGGUGGCGGACGGCUUCGUGCUCGUCUACAGCGUCGACAGCUCGGAGUCUUUCAAGAAGGUGGACGUUCUGAAGAAGGAAAUAGACAAGUCCAGAGAUAAAAAAGAGGUGACGGUCAUCGUUCUGGGGAAUAAGACGGACCUGCGGGAGCGUCGUCAGGUGGACCAGGAGGCGGCGCAGCAGUGGGCGCGAGGCGAGAAGGUGAAGCUGUGGGAGGUGAGCGUCACCGAACGCAACUCCCUCAUCGAGCCCUUCACGCAGCUGACCAGCCGCCUCACGCAGCCUCAGAGCAAGUCGGCCUUCCCUCUGCCCGGACGCAAAAGCAAAGGCACCCCGUCCAAUGACAUCUGAACCUCUGAAGACCCCCCCCCCGCUCCUUUUUAGUGGGCUGCAUUCACCUCAUGUGGGAAUAACGAGCAGGACAGGCCUUUAGUUCAGCAAUGACUUUGGUUGCUUCUUUGUAACACACAUUCUUCUAGUUAUACACACCUUAAACAUCAUUUAAGGGGUUAUGUUAAACAUUUUGGGAAAUAUGCUUAUUUGCUUUUUCCCCCCCCUGAGAAUUGUAUGAGAAGAUUGAUGUGAAACGUAUUGAGGAUUGGUGUUGUUUUCUGCUCAGGCAUGAUGGGACCAAACCUGGCAACCUCACGUCGAUGAGAAAUCAAAAUGAGAGGGAGUAACGGGGUGUGACUAUUUCCUGGCAAAACCAACCGGGUGCAGUGACUGUCUGCAGCUUCAGUGAAGUUGUCAGGCUUUAGUACCAUCCUGUGUUUGCAGUUAAUCAUUCAGUUUCUUUGUCUUUAUGAAAGCUAGCUAUGCUAACCACAUUCUGACUCCAGCACUUAACACACUGACAUGAUCUUGAUAUCUGAUCUUCUCAUUUCUCUCAUAGAAAGAAAGCAAAUGAGCACAUUUCCCAAUGAGUUUAAGAAUCCAAUGGUACAUGUUGUCUUCUGUGCAAUGUUAGUCAGUUUCUAUAAUUUAAGAUACAAAAAAAACAUCUCAAAAACUUAGCAGUUCAGUACCAAAGAUUUAACACAGAUCAUGUGGAUUUAUUUUUAAAAUGUGAUUCUGGAAUAACACUAUGUUCACUCUCCUUUUCAACUGAAAUGUGUUUAACAUUCUAACUUAAAGGAUGAAUUUAGAUUUGCUCAGUCUAUCUUCAGUAAAUGUAUUACAUUGAAAGAGUCAUUGGUGGCUGUAAUCAUCCCUCUCUGCUUGACGGGAUGUUCAGACGGGACUCGUAUCUCUCGCUUUAUGUCCCAUCUGAUGCGAGUGCAGCUUGAGUCCUGGUCUUCAGCUAGCCUUCGUCCAGUCUCUCAUAUAUCCAGUAUGGCUUGGCAGCAAUAAUAUCCAUGGUGCUGCCUUUACUCGUGAUGUGAAAGUUAAUGUCUGUCUGGCGUCUGUUGCACUCCUGUGUCGUCGAGCCUGUAUAAUCCAAUCGGGCUGCUAGUGUGAGUCUUAACUGUAGAAAUGUCUUGAGAGGAAAUAUUUAUUUUAUAACUAAUUUAUUUUUGUCACUUUAAUGAGCCACAUUCCUUGACUUCUGAAAAACGGUUAAACAAUGUGAAGGAUGUCCUGCGCUGUUUCCUGUGUCCUUAAUGUCUCAAAGUAAUAACAUUGAAUGUGCUGCUAGUAGGACAGAGUUCGUGGGACUGUAGUCAUGCAAACCCAAAAAAUAUUCUCUGCUCUGUAACUCUCGUCCUAAGAUGCACUGAAUAAAAACGUAGCCUCUUCAUA